Naegleria lovaniensis is the source of this 2244-nucleotide messenger RNA. RefSeq lists its product as uncharacterized. Bases 1 to 2244 code for a protein of 747 amino acids. The record is from RefSeq and is a predicted model, not a curated record. NCBI's taxonomy places the organism in Eukaryota, Heterolobosea, Eutetramitea, Acrasida, Naegleriidae. The transcript is spliced from 3 exons.
AUGCCAAUAACAAACAUUCUCAACAAUAUAUCAACAAUUCGUUUCUUUCAGUAUCUGUACCUUUUACUAAUUUAUUCUUCUAUUUUUCUUCCCUUCCUCAAUACCUCAGCUUUUCUUUCGGGUUUUGUAACAACGAAUAAUUUUGUAAAAAUUUGCAAUUCCAAGAACAAUUUAAUAUCCUGUAAAAAUACCUUUGUCAUUGGAUUGAAUAUUGGUGAUGAGGGUUUGAAACAAGAUUUAAAAAUUCAUGUCUCUCCCGAUCAACCCAUUCCACUUGACCCUCAAGAUACAGAUUCUCAUUCGUCGUAUUGGACCGUUACUUCGGAUGUGGUCAUUCAAAUAGAACGAAGUGAUGUCUAUGUACAUUUUCCUCUGAAAUAUGUGGGUUCUCUCCGAAAUGCUUUUGAAGAUUAUCAAAUUCAAUCACAGAGUUGUCGUGAUGAAAGAAGACUCUCAGCUACGGCGACAUCCACAAUGACUACGAUGAUCAAUGGAAUUUGUUGUGGGCCAUUACUGAAUGCCGAUACGGGACAAGUCUAUUAUGAAACGAGAAGAAUUCUCUACAAUUCAACCAUCUAUUCUCAAUACACGGUAGGAACUCCCUCUCUGCAAUAUUCAAUUUUCAUCACUCUACGACAAGGAGAUUUAUCCUUUGGAGUUUCUUUAACGAAUGAACAAAGAAGUGUCUCAACGAGAGGAAUGACUGUCUCUCUAGAGAGUGAAAUGUUAUUUGAUUUGAGAGAAUUGGAUUUUAGAGAGUAUUACUAUGUGAUUCCAGAAAAACAAAAUAUUGGUUUUCUCGUACCCAAACAACACAUUGGAAAUGAAAUGAACAAAAUUGGAAUAUCUACGGAAAUUUAUUUGAGAAAUAUUGAUUGUUUCUAUCAGAAAGGCUCACUAUUGAGAAUUCAAGGCGCCCUUCUCUCCAAUGAUCCAGCCUCAUAUAAUGAUCAAUUCUAUCCUUUUAGAAAUAUCAAAUUGUUAUACAAGAAUUCAAAUUGCUACUAUUAUAAUCGAUAUACUGGAAAAAUUGUUUACUUUUGCGAUAAAACUUUAGGAACAACCAUGAUCUUUGAAUUACCAUUUGGGGAUGGAACAUUCUCUUUGACUAAAUUGAAAGGAAAUCCUGUGAUUGUUUCUAAGGGAGCUUUUCGAAAUGAUCAAACUGUGAGCGUUUCAUUGGACAUUUUCAACAAUAUUGAAACACCAGGAUUAAUCGAUGUUACAUUACUUGAUUGUUGCUCCACGGAUCUUUCUUGCAAUAAAACUCAACGACAAUACACACAACCAAGAAUUGAGGGAUUCGACGUCAAGAAAAUAAUUUUCAACACUUUCCUGACACUUAGUCGUGGAAAAUGUAUUCUUCAAGUUGGAGAUAAUGGCAAUAUCAUGUCUACCAUAGAAAUACCCUUCGCCUUUGAAGACUCCUCGACAACUGUCAAUGAAGAUUUUUGCAAAGGUCCUUAUCAAAAAACUAUAAUUGACAAUGGAAACGUAAAAUGUGAAGCAAAUUGCCAACAUUCCGAUCUUGUCUUUGAUUCCACUCAGAAAAUUUGUGUUCCUUUGAAUUGCAGCGAAAAAUAUGACAACAAGACAGUUUUUAACUAUGCCUCUCUUUCAUGUGAAGUUCCAGUCCAUUGUGAUCUCACGACACAACAGUACAAUAGCCACAAUAAUACAUGCCAACCAAAACAAGGAAACUUGCAAGCCACGUCUGAUGCAAUCCUCAACUCGGCGAAUUUUAAAGACAAAAUGUUAAAGUUGAAUUGUGGCAAUGGUUUACAAACGAGCUCUGGAAUCAUGUGCAUGUGUUCUGGACAAUAUAUUUCAUAUUGGUCCAAUACCACCACACGACUUGCCCUUGUUACUCCACUCUGCUCUAUUGAUUCUUCAAAACAAGAAACCAGUGAAGAUGAUUCGAGGAGCAAUGAUUUUUUUAGUUCAUUCAUGGGAAUUCCAGUCGUUGCUCAAAUAGUUGCAAUUGUUUGUACUUUUGCCUUAGUGACGGGUGUGCUGCUAUUGUUAUCCAUGUGUAUCACGUGUUGUUGUUUCAAGAGAAAGACUGUGGAAAAAGCAUUAAUUGAGCACCGAUAUGGUAAUUUGAAAAGAAAGCGAUUCCUCAAAUGGUUAAGUGGGGCAGUUUUGUUUUGUGAUUUUUCUCGAGAGGAGUAUUCUUUUGAAAGUUGUCCAGGAGACAAUUUAAAGGUCAUGAGCACAUUCAACUCUAAAAAGAUGAAGCUUUGA